CUCUCUCUCUCUCUCCUUCGCAGCAGAGCAGACUCACAUUAUCAUCGUCAUCAUUCUCAUCCUCCUCUCUCUCUCUCUCUCUCUGCACUCGCCAUUAUAAUUUGUUUGAACCUAUAUAGCAUUGUACAUAGAGAAAGUGGAGAGAGAAGAAGUGUAGAAGUAGAGGAAAGUAAAAGAUGAAACAGGGCUCGCAAUCUACAGUAGAAGCGAAAUUCGAUUGUAAUUAUUCUUCUUCUUCUGAUUGGAAGAUCUGAGGAACAAUUUGUGUGGGAAUGGCGAAAACUGGGGUUUUCGAAGGCGAUCCGGCCAUGGCCGCCAAGGCGAAUGAGUUGAAGAAGGAUUUGCAGAGGCUGGUCAAGGCUAUUCUCGAAGAUGACGACGCCAACGAAAAUUUCAAUGCCGAGGCCAUCGAUCGAGCCACUCAGACUCUACUUGCAUUGAAGGACUUCAAGUCCAAGAGAUCAGUCUCUCUGAAACUGAGCGAACACUUGGCUUGUCCUGAGGAGUUUCGAUGCCCUCUUUCCAAGGAGCUCAUGAGAGAUCCUGUUGUUGUCGCCUCUGGUCUGACUUACGAUAGACCCUUUAUCCAGAGAUGGCUAAAAGCGGGGCACCAAACAUGCCCUCAAACUCAACAAGUCCUCUCGCAUACUCUCCUCACGCCUAAUCUUUUGAUUCGGGAAAUGAUAUCACAAUGGUGCAAAAAUAAUGGGACACAAUUACCGGACCCUACUCAAUAUUCCAAUGAGGAUGGGAUAACAGAAGCAGAUCGAGACCAUUUCAUUUCUUUGCUUGAGAAGAUGUCUUCAACUCUGUCCGAUCAGAAGGAAGCUGCAAGAGAGUUACGAUUGUUGACAAAGAGGAUGCCUUCUUUUCGGGCACUAUUUGGAGAGUCUGUUGAUGCAAUACCUCAACUGCUCAAUCCGCUCUCUCAAAGCAGGUCUCAAAGUGACAUUCCCACAGAUCUUCAAGAAGACUUAAUUACAACGGUUUUGAAUCUUUCAAUCCAUGACAACAACAAGAAGUUUGUCGCAGAAACCCCAAUGGUUAUUCCUCUUCUUAUGGAUGCAUUGAGAUCAGGAACAAUACAAACGAGGACCAAUGCAGCUGCAGCCCUCUUCACAUUAUCAGCCCUAGACUCUAGUAAGUCGCUGAUUGGGAAAUCCGGUGCCCUGAAACCACUUAUAGAACUUUUAGAAGAAGGGCAUCCACUGGCUAUGAAAGAUGUUGCCUCAGCUAUUUUCAACUUAUGCAUCAUCCAUGAGAACAAGGCAAGAGCAGUGAGGGAUGGUGCUGUGAGAGUGAUCCUAAAGAAGAUCAUGAAUCGUAUGCAUGUUGAUGAAUUGUUGGCUAUCCUUGCCAUGCUUUCAGGCAAUCCGAUGGCUGUUGAGGAAAUGGGAGAGCUUGGAGCGAUUUCUUGUUUGCUUAGUAUAAUCAGGGAAAACUCAUGUGCGCGGAACAAGGAGAAUUGCAUUGCAAUCCUCUAUGCAAUUUGUUUCAAUGACCGAACCAAGUGGAAGGAGAUGAGAGAAGAAGAGAAAACUUAUGGAACAAUCUCUCAACUUGCUCAAAAUGGGACUUCAAGGGCAAAGAGGAAGGCCAGUGGCAUUCUUGAGAGACUGAAUAAGGCUGUCAAUCUUACCCAUACCGCUUGAUGAGGUCUCUCGUGCAGUUUUUCCAAGCUCAAAUUCUGUAAAUUCUAUGUCCUCGAGCAUUACAAUCGCAUGUGGCUCUCACACAUCAUUCUCAACCUCCAUGUAAAUUAUAUUUCCCCCCUGGUGUUUUACCGUUGCUGUGAAUAAUUAUGAUGCAAGCUCUUGUAAGAUUCUCUCUCUCUCUCUCUCUCUCUCUCAUUGGGCAAUAAUUCAUGCACAUGGCUCACUAAAUAGAUUGCUUGAAAAAAUAGAUGAAGCAGAGCAUAGUUGCUCAUAUACUUGUUUGUCAGCAAUGAUUUAAAUUUUGUAUUAUUUUGUCUUCUAUUAUUUGUCGAAUAAAUAUUUGCACAUGGUUUUUAGUAGAUUGCUUGAACUCUA
Molecule: messenger RNA, 2030 nt
Organism: Camellia sinensis
Lineage: Eukaryota; Viridiplantae; Streptophyta; Magnoliopsida; Ericales; Theaceae
Product: U-box domain-containing protein 9
Biological process (GO): protein ubiquitination
Molecular function (GO): ubiquitin-protein transferase activity
Source: RefSeq, a predicted model, not a curated record